Messenger RNA from Seminavis robusta, 495 nucleotides. NCBI's taxonomy places the organism in Eukaryota, Bacillariophyta, Bacillariophyceae, Naviculales, Naviculaceae. The record is from the annotation of a GenBank genome assembly.
AUGGUCCUCGACAGAUUCUUUGGCAACAGCCGGAACGGCCCUCCCUCCAGUUUUGAAAAGCUGGACAAGGAAUACGUCAAUAAAAGCCGACCAGAUGAAGAUGAGUUCUUUCGAGGCUUCUUUGGUGGAAGUGGAGUUCCUCCACUGUUUUCGGAUUUGGCACGACAACAACAGCAAGGCAUGAUCAUGAAGCGAGGAUUCAAGGUCGACGAGACGGAGGACCUCUUUACGGUCUCUAUGGAUGUUCCCGGUGUCAACCCGUCGGAAAUAAAAGUCAAGCUGGAACAUGCCAUGGUAUGCAUCAAUGGUCAACGAACGUUCAAGGAAGGCAAUCACACGAGCUCCAGUCAAUUCCAUCAGUGUGUGCGAGCGUCCAGCCAUCUCGACGCGACCAAUGCCACGGCGGAUCUAUCCAAUGGAGUUCUCGUAGUGUCGGCUCCCAAGUUGCCCAAGCAAGCAGUGGUCGAAAUUCCCAUUACGCAAGGUAGAUCUUGA